Molecule: messenger RNA, 5671 nt
Organism: Epinephelus lanceolatus (giant grouper)
Lineage: Eukaryota; Metazoa; Chordata; Actinopteri; Perciformes; Serranidae
Gene: fgd6
Product: FYVE, RhoGEF and PH domain containing 6
Cellular component (GO): cytoplasm
Molecular function (GO): guanyl-nucleotide exchange factor activity; metal ion binding
Source: RefSeq, a predicted model, not a curated record
UGGCUGAAAACUUGGGGAAAAAUGGAAAAAGUAACAGGCGUAAAGAGUUUAUCGGUGCAUCCGCUGGCGAGAUAAGGAACAACAGCGAUGGAUCUGCAUGUUUUCUCUCUGGAGUGGUUUUCUAACUGACAAUGGUGUCGACGGAGGGAAAAACGCAGAUUUUCUCGCAUUUCCAUUGAAAGUAAAUUUACUCAUGGAGAAAGGAGCAAGUCGGGAGUCAUGAGCACAGGUGUGAAGAAGCCUCCAUUAGCUCCCAAACCUAAACUCCCUGCCACCACCAAACCUUCUCCCCCGCCCAUCGCCCCCAAACCGGGCCUUCUCUCCCAGUCUUCCGUCGUCUCCCAACCCUCCCCUGCCACCCUCAAGAGGACAAAACCGACUGUCGCUCCCAAACCGUGCAUUCCCAAAUCCACAGCCUCGUCUCCCCCUGUUUCACCCCCGCCGCCCAAACCCGGUGAACCCCUUAUCCUAUCUCAGGAAGCUUUGGGAGAUAGCCUCUCGCUUCUCAACUCCAGGAAUGGGAUUUUAUCAGAAGCGAACAAACGUGACUCGGAUUACAUCAUUCCCACCUGCUCGUGUGGGCUGCAGGACUGUUCCCAGUGCCAGCGUCUCGAAAACGGAAACAGAACUGAGUUUGGAAGCAAUUUGCAAAAAGGGCCGUUGCAAAAUGGGAUUUCUGCGGACGGGACAAGGCAGCAAGAGAAAGCAGAGAAUUGGGAGGAGGGAGUAGCUGUGGAGAAGGGUGAAGGUGGAGGGAUUAGCAGAAAGACGAGGGAUAAACCUCAAAGACAGAGACACCUGGACAGGGUGAACAAAGAGGAGCAGAGAGCUUCAGAGACUUUAAAACACCAGGAAAGUGCUGCUGCUGAUCCUGAUGUUUCUAAAGCGGAUGUACACAUUGAGACCCAACGCAGAGAUGUAACAGACUUUAAGUUGGCCUGUGAUGUUGCAGGCAGCAUCAUUUUCUCCCCCGGCGUCGUUUCUCAUGCUUCCUCUGCAGAGUCCUUUCAGGUAGACUGCAGUGAGCCUUUCAGCAAAUCAUCUCCUACCAGGAUACACCCUGAUCUGCAGGUCCCUGCUGCCCCCAGUAAGCCUCUCCCGGUCCCUCAGCCACGCAGACUUAAGAAGCCAGCCCUGGUGAGGCAGGAUGGCGUGGAGGGCAGUGCCCAGGAUCAGGUGACGGAGGAACAGAAACAAGGGCUUGACUUACAAGAAGAUGAGGGUAAACUGAGUCUAGCUGGUCUGUCUCUCAGUUUGGACGGCGAAGAGCUCAAACAGGACACAUGUGACGACCUUUUACCCCAAAAAGACUCAGGUUUGGAGGAUGAUGAGAAAGACGCACCCGUCCCCCCUCCUCGACAGACCUCCCUGUCACCUCGCCUUCACAGAACAUCGCACAUGCCCCCGUCUCUUAACAAAAACACCUCCCACUCCUUAGUGCAGCUCUCACAUGCUGACUCAGUGAGCCACAAGAAAGAUGGCGAGGAGCACCAGGUGGAGGAGGAUGAAGAGGACGGGUACGGCGACUUUGAGCGCUACCCGAUCACCCACAGCCUCCCAAAGCAGCUCAAACUCGGCUGUCAUCCUCUGGUUAACGUGAGGAAAGCCUUUUCCACCGAGGAUCAGCAGUCACCGAGGGCGCCGCCCAGGAAACCUCAGCGACACAGCCUCCCAGCGCCCCCUCUGCCUUCCAUCUGCCCCCCUGCACCUCCACAUGCUAACACCCCGAUGAGAGAGCUGCCUGCGCCUCCUCAGGAGAAGGCAGCCUGGCGUUUCACCCGACCCUGCGUGACCUUCUUCAGCCGGCAGAUGCCCACCAGGAGCAGCGUGCCGCCAAAGGGUCGAGCUCCAGCGCUGGGGGGGAAGCAGAGGGCGCAGUCCUUCUCUGCAGCUGACCUGGCAACCCGGGCCGACUCUCAGAAGAGGAGCCUCUCUUUCCGGAAGCUGCUGGAGCUCCGGCUGUCUGUCAAGAUGCUGCCAAAGCUGCUGGCCAAGGGAGGGCAGUCCCUGGACUGUACCAGCGUGGAGUCGAACCGGGGGGAGAGAAGCCUGGAGCGGCCCAAUAGCUGCAUAGUGGAGUCUGAUAUCUGUGGUGAAAACGGAGAUGGGUCAGUGGAGUACGAGAACGUGCCUUUGUAUGAGGAGAUCCCCGAGUACAUGAACCUGCCGUUUCACAGUGGGAGGCUGGGCUGGUCACAUGACCACGAUGAAGACGAUUCAGACAUCUAUGAGGUGCAGGAUCCCUAUCACAGGUGUCACGACCACGAGUACGAGAGUGACUGGCUGGGGCAGGACGUCCACUCUGAGGAGGAGGAGAUCCACAGUUCAGAUGAAGAGGACAACAGCUCCGCCUCCAGUAAGGAACACCUGGACGAGGCGGGCCGACAGCAGGAGGAUGAGAUGAAGAGGAAGAAGGUGGUGCACAUCGCCCAGGAGAUUAUGAGCUCCGAGAAAGUGUUUGUGGACGUCCUGAAGCUCCUUCACAUAGACUUUCGGGAUGCUGUUGCCAAGGCAACCCGUCAGAAUGGGAAGCCGGUGGUGGAUGAGCGGAUCCUCAGUCAGAUCCUGUAUUACCUGCCACAACUCUAUCAGCUCAACAGAGACCUGCUGAGGGAGCUGGAGGACAGAGUGGCACACUGGAGCGAUCACCAGAGACUGUCGGACAUCUUUGUCCAAAAGGGUCCUUAUCUGAAGAUGUACUCCACCUACAUCCGGCAGUUUGACAACAACGUGGCUCUGUUAGAUGAACAGUGCAGGAAAAACACCGCAUUCGCCGCUGUUGUCAGAGAGUUUGAGACGAGUCCAAGAUGUGCCAGCCUGGCUCUGAAACACUACCUGUUGAAACCAGUGCAGAGGAUCCCUCAGUACCAGCUGCUGCUCACAGAUUAUCUGAAGAACCUCCCAGAGGACUCAGAGGACUAUAAAGACACACAAGCUGCCCUCAGCAUCGUGAAAGAAGUGGCCAACCAUGCUAAUGACAUCAUGAAACAAGGGGAUAACUUCCAGAAGCUGAUGCAGAUCCAGUACAGUCUCAACGGUCACCAUGAGAUCGUUCAGCCAGGCAGGGUGUUUCUGAAGGAGGGAACUCUGAUGAAGCUGUCCAGGAAAGUCAUGCAGCCGCGGAUGUUCUUCCUGUUUAACGAUGCACUCAUGUACACCACUCCGGUCCAGUCUGCCCAGUAUAAACUCAACAGUGUCCUCUCUCUGGCUGGGAUGAAGGUGAGUAAGCCCAGCCAGGAGGCCUAUCAGAACGAGCUGAACAUCGAAAGCGUUGAGCGCUCUUUCAUCCUGUCUGCCAGCUCGGCGACGGAGAGAGACGAGUGGCUGGAGGCCAUCGCUAAGGCGAUAGACGACUACACAAAGAAGAAAAUAACCUUCAUAUCAAGUCGAAGCCAGGAGGAGGCGGAGGGUGUUGUCGACAGCGGGGCCCCGUUGGGUUCAAAGGCGCCCAUCUGGAUCCCAGACAUGAGGGCCACCAUGUGCAUGAUCUGCACCUGCGAGUUCACGCUCACCUGGAGGAGGCAUCACUGUCGCGCCUGUGGCAGGGUGGUGUGUCAGGCGUGCUCUGCCAAUAAGUACUACCUGGAGUACUUGAAGAACCAGCCGGCACGUGUGUGUGAUCACUGCUUUGCCAAGCUGCAGGAGAACAGUGACCGCUGCGCCUCCACAUCAGUCUCUCCUAUCAAAUCUGGAGCUUUCUCCUUCACCAGGAAACAGAAGAAGAUUCCUGCUGCACUAAAAGAGGUGUCAGCUAAUACUGAGAACUCCUCCAUGAGCGGCUACUUAAACCGGUCAAAAGGCAACAAGAAGCAGUGGAAGAGGCUGUGGUUUGUCAUCAAGAAUAAAGUCCUGUACACCUACGCUGCCAGUGAGGACGUCGCAGCAUUGGAGAGUCAGCCCUUGCUGGGUUUUUUCCUGAGGGAGGAGAAGAACGGUCCAGCUCAGAAGCUGCAGUUCAAGCUGUAUCACAAAAACACGCUGUUUUACAUCUUUAAAGCUGACGACAUCCCCACUGCACAGAGAUGGAUAGAAGCCUUCCAGGAGGCGAUGAUUCUCGAACAGUAACUUGGUUUUACAGCAGUGACGUCGCAUCACAGCCCCGGAGCCAGUUGACAGACAACUCACGACCCCUGACUGAUCUCAGGUCGGCGGUCACCAGCUCAGGAAGGACUCCGGAUGGACUGUUUACUUCAAACAGAGCCCUGCUGCAGAGCGCCACAUCCCUGUGUGUGGAGGACAACCAGACUGCUUCUCCCUCAAAGAACUGGAUUCUGUUUCUCUAAACUGAUUUUCUGCCAACAGCAUCUCCUGCUGACGCUGAGCAGAGGUCAGAGUUAAAACAUUUGUUGCAGCCGUGGGUCAAAGUUCAAGUCCAGAAGCAUGUGUGUGGAAGUGUGACAGAACAGAUUUCAGGAAUAUUUAAAGCCCUCGGAAAUCCAAGGAAGUCUGGGAAUUAUUUUUAACUGCAAAAGGAUGAAGGAAUUACUUUUCUGUGUGAAACAAAAUACGCGAAACUGUCUGCCUUCAUUCGAGCAUGUUGUAGUUUAAAACCUACACUUUGAUAUUAAAAACACACACACACACACACACACACAUUAUGAAUAUUAACCUGGUGAGAUGUUUCACCUGAAUCAUGGAUGCAAAGUGUCGCCGAUGUCAGUGCAAGAGUUUAAAGAUGCAACAAGGUGGGAUUUAACUGUGAAAAUCCAGCUUCUACAGAGAAACAGGAAGUUGACGUUCUGCUCUUUAGGUCGAUCUCUCUGGUUUAGAGAUUUUACUCCUUUAUUUUUUAAAAUUUAACACACAAACAUUUAAAUGAUGGGUUCAAGAAACAUCCUGGAGAAAACUGGAAAUAUCAUGAAUAAUGUAGAUAUUUUUCAUACAAUUAAAAUGUAUUUUUUUGCCUGUUUUGCCACAUUAGAAAUGGUUAAUGGGUAAAACUGUGUAUAUGGACAUGACAGAGCAACAUUGACCUUUUUUAUAUCAAAGCCGAGAGCUAAUAUUUAUAAAAUAGGAAGCUUUAUUGUUUGAGAAGCACAGGCUGCCGCUUAUUUUGGGAGUCAGGGUUUGUUGGGAAAUAUGUUUCCAUCGGUUAUUCUUUUAAAUUUAAAAGAGAACGUACAAGAAAAAGGGGAUUUUUUUUUUAUGGGCAAAUACUGUGGAGAGUAUACGUGAACUAUAUUUCUGAGGAAAUGCUCAAAAGAGAGGAAACAUUUUGGAUUUUGAUGCUUGUUUUUGCAGACGUUGUGCCUUAUAUCUCCUGUUUUUGAGAUGCAAUAAUAUAGCUGCUCUGUUUCUACACUAAAUAACACUUACAGUUUGACUACUCGCUGUCUGGCCAGGAUACUCGAGGUUUGCAGUUUUAACAACCGUCAUUUUUCAGGUCAGUUUCUUCUUGGUUAGAUCGCCAUGUGUUGCACUACCCCGUUCCACAGUGGGAGAAUCCAAACCCUGUCUUUUUUAGUGAAGGAAUAAAACUUUUAGCUCAUUGGCUGCUGUCAUCAAACAGUUUCACAUGUGCCUCAUUCCGAUCUGUGUUAGCGAGGAGCUACCAGGCAUGUUCUCCAUGAUUGUACAUUAACAGCAACCAUCUGUAAACAUCUACUCUAUCAGAAUUAGAGUCUCCUAUAAACAACGAUUCUAAACUGUCAGGCAACAGUUUUUAAUAAAA